Hippocampus comes (tiger tail seahorse) is the source of this 3121-nucleotide messenger RNA. RefSeq lists its product as uncharacterized. Gene Ontology annotation, molecular function: cytokine activity; stem cell factor receptor binding. The transcript is spliced from 7 exons. Gene Ontology annotation, cellular component: plasma membrane. Bases 544 to 1308 code for a protein of 254 amino acids. Gene Ontology annotation, biological process: cell adhesion; positive regulation of cell population proliferation. Lineage: Eukaryota; Metazoa; Chordata; Actinopteri; Syngnathiformes; Syngnathidae. The record is from RefSeq and is a predicted model, not a curated record.
UAAAAUGAUAAUAAUUAAUAAUAUAACAUAAGCUUACAGCAGUAUGAAGUUAGCGUAUCGUGUCUUGCAAUAUGCUUCUCUGUUUGUGAGAUCCGUUGCGCAUAUAUGAUGUAGUAGCACAGAUUGGUUGAAUAUCAAAGCCGUUCAUUUAACAUUCACGAACGAGCAGAUGUCAGGAGAUAACUCCCCCCCUGGCAUCUUCCGAAUGGAAAAUACAACCCAUGCCGGUAUCGAGCCGAUCGCCUCGCGGUCCGCUGACGAACCGGAGUGAUCCGUGGGAGAAGUCUCAGAUGUGGUCAGCGUGUGACACAGUGACUCAGCCUGUAGGCGGCCUCUCCAAGCCUUCAAAAACACUCCGCCAGUCUGUGUUGGAGGCAGGCAGACGGAUGGCCCAUCCUCAAGUUUCACUGCUUGGACCUCACACACACACACACAUACGCACACACACGCGCGCGCGGGGGGCUCGCAGUUCUCUCCAGUUUUUGGAUUAUAAAGACGCACUUCCAUGCAGCGGAUCAAGUCAGCUUUGCAUUUGUGCUCCAUAUGAGGGAGAAAAUCUUCAAGGCACCUUGUCUCCUCUUGAGUCUGUUGACAAGUUGGAAUCUGUGCUGUGGAAAACUCGGACCCCCAAUAACUGAUGAUGUGAGCAAGCUGUCGCUGCUGAAGCACAACAUCCCUUCCGAUUAUGAGAUUCCUGUUUAUUACAUUCCCAAAGAAGUGUCUGGUGAGUGUUGGGUGGUAUUAAACGUCUACCCAUUGGAGCAAAGUCUUCGCAACCUGGCCGACAUGUUUGGCGCCGUCUCCUCCAACAGGGAAAACAUCCUGGUCUUCGUCACCAUGCUGAAGAGCCUGCGCUUCACGUUUGACAACCAGGAAUUGGAAACGGCCAUGCAAGUCUUUCAGUGUCACUACAAGGAGGGGAGCUUGAAGAAUGAGCUCUAUUUCGACUACAUCGAGGAGAUCCUCAACGCCGCAGGUCAUGAAGCAUCCAGUUUCUCCUGCAAGCCGCCGCCUUGUCUCAAUACGGCAAACGGACCAGGGGGUCAAAAGGGAGGUCGCGAUUACAGAUGGUGGAAAAGAACGCCGCUGCUGCUGGUGAUCGUUCCGGUCGCGGCUUGCGUCGUUCUCAUCGUAUGGCGGGUCACAUCAACGAGACAUUCGCCGGAGCGCACCGCCGAGGAGAUCGAAAUGUCACCCGCCGACUCCGUCCUCAGCGUGUCCGUUUCCGUCCCGCUUCAAAAGCCCGACGGCGUCGCCUGCGAUGCUCUCGCGGAGGAGGACCCGCUUGCCGGUCAUGACAGCAGGUGAAGGAUAAAGAUGAAAAGCAGGGGGAAAGAGAUCUGAAUGGGAGAAGUUCCGAUGGCUCAUUCUGCCCCAGAUGUUGCGUGUUCGUCAAGGCGGCGCCAAGCUGCUGCGAAGACGAGCGUGCGGUUAAUCAAGACGCAGAAUUCUCUUGGGCUACUUCUUGUACAAAUCGUAGAUGGACUCUUCUGACUUUAAGAGCAAUGUGAAAACUGAGCCCGGACUGUCAGAUGUGGAUUCAGCUUCCAAUCCGAAAAUCUACAAUGCCUACUUGGUAUCAAAUGUGCCGCCAUUGGACUAUGAAACAUAACCGAAAAAAAAAAUGGAGAAGAGCUGGACUGGAUGUUCUUCUGGAGGAAUGGACCAACAAAUUUGGAAAUCGGGUGUCCUGUUGGCAGAGAUGGGAACGCGAGUUAUUGCGGCAUGGACUCGAGUCACUGUUUUGAUGACGUGUGACUUAACUCGACAAAAACUGAAAGAUUCGAGACUGGACUGAAGAGAGGACGAGGUGUUAAAGUGAAAUAUAGGUCAAAUAAAUUGUGGAAUAAUAAGGUUAUGCGACUUGACCGGAGACAAACUGUAACUUAGUUUGACUUUUGCGAGGCAAAACGCUUUGGGGCUAUCAGGGUUGAAACGAUUAGUCGACUAGUCGAGUUCUACUCAUCGACGUUUCUAGCUUGAAGGCAACAAAUCACUAAUCUUGAGACAAACUGUCACUUGAUUUGACUUUCGCAAGGCAAAAAAAAUGUGGCACUAUCAGGGUUGAAACGAUUAGUCGACUAGUCGAAAUCUACGCAUCGACAAAUCACAAAUCUUGAUUCGUACAAUAUCAAUGACGUCGUGCAUUAUUUGACUUCAGCGCGCUAUAGUCGACUACCAUUUUUUUUUUUUUUGGUCAUUCAACCCCGCUGAAGACUUGCUUGAGAUAUCAAUCAUGUCAUCGACUAAUCGACUCGACUUUCAGCACACGAUAGUCGACCACGAAAGAAUUUUAGUCGUUCAACCCCUACGUCGGACUUGCUCGAGAUUUCAACCACGUCGUCAAUUAACUGAUAUCAUGUCCCGAUCUGGUGUCGAAUAUUAUAUCCAUUGGAUUGUCAUGUUUUUUCUUCAUGCCUUCUUAGCCUAGAAACACAUCGAGAGUGAUGCCGCCGGGCCGGUCACGCACUUGUUGACAUUGCGAUGAUCGGUCACAGAUGGCAAAGCCGCCGCUCGCAAACAACACUGCGCCCGCAGUUCAACAAGGGUCCGACUUUGUGUAUCAAAGCUCCGAGCAGAUGGCAAAGAUAGCCACGGCCAGACUGGCCGUGAAUCCUUCCAUUGUGUGCCCCUCUCCACCCGUGAUGUAUCGCCGUUUCUUCUUCUUCUUCUCUGCCGCAGUAAAGAGGACUGGACUUUCUAAUGCCUCAUUCACUGAGUCAAGCCCGUUUGGGUCAUGAGAAGAUGACUGUGUGGAGAGAGGAUGCGUCACACACACAUACACAGAAAGGGAAGACAGGAGCGUCGAGGGGAUACGGAUGGACGGACGGACAGGCGGAUGAGCUCAGCGAGGAGCAUGAGAGGGACGCUUGUUCUCGCCCCACAAAAGACGUGGCCGUAGGCUGGAGGAAAUGCCACUUACCAAUACGACCGAUGUCGGCGGAGUGCGAUGAAUCAACGGGCCAGGAAUCUCUGCCGACCGCACGCAAUUGCGGACGGUGAUAAAUAUUCCAAUAAUAGUUUUUCAGUACGCCAACGAUUGCGUUCCAAGGAACCGCUUCAUUAAAAUUUACAGAAGUGCAAAUAGCUAAAACAAUUGAGACCAACCCAACCCCCCCCC